This is a messenger RNA of Echinostoma caproni, 981 nucleotides long. The record is from the annotation of a GenBank genome assembly. Lineage: Eukaryota; Metazoa; Platyhelminthes; Trematoda; Plagiorchiida; Echinostomatidae.
AUGUUUGAACGAUUAGGUUUUGUGGAACGGUGGCGAAUUCCGCAAUCGAAUUUGAUGCGAUUUGUGCUGACUGUGCGUAAAAGCUAUCGCACUCCAACGUAUCACAAUUGGCAGCAUGCAUUCAGUGUGGGGCAUUUCGCGUUUCUCUGUUUGGUCAACGCGUCCGAACGGCUUUCCGGUUUCCUGACAGGAUUGGAGAUGCUUUCCCUGUUUGUCGCCGCACUGUGCCACGAUAUCGAUCAUCGUGGUUUCAAUAACCACUAUCAGUGUCUGAGCAGUUCCACAUUGGCCUCAUUGUAUGGGGCCAGCGGGUCUAUUUUGGAACAACACCAUCUCAGUCACACGAUGCGUAUUCUCAGCUUGGACGAAUGCAAUAUUCUGACUGGACUGUCAGAUGCGGAGUACAGGCAAGUUAAGCAACUGCUAAGACAAAUAAUUCUGGCCACAGAUCUGGCGCAUCAUCUAAAAGUGUUCCCGCAUAUCGAACAGAUGAGCAUAACCGGUUUCUACCCGGACACUGCCGACCACCCGAGUCUUCUUCUAUCUCUGAUGGUGACUUCCAGCGACCUGAGUGAUCAGUGCAAAUCAUGGACUAAUACACGAAUCGCGGCUAGUUUACUGUACGAUGAGUUCUUCAACCAAGGCCAUGCAGAACGUGCUCUGGGACACGAACCCGCAGCGUCCAUGGAUCCUCGGAAAGCGUUUAUCCCAGUUCUGCAAGUCAGCUUUCUGGACUCGGUUGUUAUUCCAUGCUUUCGCGCGCUCUCGUUAAUCCUGCCCGAGUGUGAACCGGCAUUCGAUGCGGUCGGGAGGAAUCGUCACGUGUGGGCCAAAUUCACUCAGGCUGUACAAUCUGGUCAGGUCGAUUCGUUUACCACGGAUCGUUUGCUCCGGGGUCAUUAUGACGACCUGGUCAAAACGUUGGCAUCCACGGAUGAGGGGAUCUGCCAGUGUGACUGCGUUCCGCGCGACGCGGACUAA